GUUUACGGCCGCAUCGCUGCUCGUUUCAAUUGCAGGCGUAUCGCUGCUAUCUCGCCACUUGCUGCAGGCGGUCUGCUUGCUCUAUUAGCGCGCUCGUCGCUGCUGCACAGCCGGAGAGCCGCCUAGCUAGGCAGAGCAGCAUCUGAGCGAGGCUGCUGGAAACGCGACGACGGGCACGCCAGUGCAGUGCGACAGCGCGCAUAAUACGCUUGGCACAGCUGCGAAUAGCACCUACAAACCGCCCAAGUGCUCGCCGUCGCCGCGCCGCGCAGCACUUGGCUCCGGCAGCGAGCAACACUCUUUUGGACAGCAGCACACCGCGACACUAAAAGAACCAUGUCCGCCUUCGGCCAGAAGGUCGCGGCGCCCGUGCGCACCUACGAGGAGGAGAUGAAGUUCCUGAGCCGCAACGACGCGACGUCCUGGACCAUAAAACCGGGCUUCGUUCCGAACAUGCGCGCAAAACGCGGCGUCCCGCGGUGCUGCGGCGCCUUCACGCCGUCGACGCGACUCGUGUCCAGGAGACGAGGUCGUGGGUCGUUUUUUGAGAGAAAUGCGCCGUGCAGGUUGAGGGCCGCUUCUACGUCAAUUCGGCCCUGGAAGACCUCGUGUUUGACGAACUCAAACAACAGUGCGCGGCGGCGGGCCACGGAGGGUUCCUCCCAGCCAUAAAACAGAUCGCGAACGUGGCCGCGCUGCCGGGCAUCGUCGGGUGUAGCAUGGGCAUGCCGGACUUGCAUUCCGGCUACGGCUUUACCAUUGGGGGAGUUGCGGCCUUCGACUGCGACGACCCCGAGGCCGUCGUCAGUCCGGGCGGCGUGGGCUUUGACAUCAAUUGUGGGGUGAGAUUAUUGAGAACGAAUUUAUUCGAAAAAGAUAUCUCGGAGCACCGCGAGACGCUCGCGCAGCAGCUGUUCGACCACAUCCCCGUUGGAGUUGGUUCGAGAGGAGUUAUUCCGACCUCGGCGUCAGCGUUGGAUGCGGCACUGGAACUGGGCAUGGACUGGUCAUUAAGGGAGGGCUACGCCUGGGUCGAGGACAAGGAGCACUGCGAGGAGCACGGGCGCAUGUUGUCUGCCGAUCCCUCCAAAGUCAGUCGAAGAGCGAAGAAGCGGGGCCUGCCGCAGCUCGGCACGCUCGGCGCGGGCAACCACUACUGCGAGAUUCAAAUCGUCGACGAGGUGCACGACGAGUGGGCGGCUCGACGGAUGGGUAUCGGCGAAAAAGGUCAAGUUGUGGUCAUGAUCCACUCGGGGAGUCGGGGUCUGGGCCACCAAGUGGCCACGGAUGCUUUACUAGGCAUGGAACGCGCCGCGGAGAAGGAUCCAGGUCUCAAGAAUAAUGAUAGGCAGCUCGCCUGUGCUCGCAUCCAAUCCGAGGAGGGCCAGGACUACUUGAAGAGCAUGGCCGCCGCGGCGAACUACGCGUGGGUCAAUCGGUCGAGCAUGACGUUUCUGGUCAGACAAGCUUUUGCCAAGCAGUUCGGGUCGACACCAGAUGAUCUAGAUAUGAAGGUCGUGUAUGAUGUGAGUCACAACAUCGCGAAGACCGAGGAGCAUCUGGUCGAUGGCAAGAUGAAGACUCUGCUCGUGCAUCGGAAAGGAGCUACCAGAGCGUUUCCGCCGCACCAUCCUCUCAUACCUGUGGAUUAUCAGUUCACGGGCCAGCCCGUCCUGAUUGGUGGUACCAUGGGCACUUGUAGUUAUGUUUUGGCCGGCACCGAUAAAGGUAUGAGGCAGACCUUUGGGAGCACGUGCCACGGUGCGGGACGGGCCCAGUCUCGGAACAAGACUCGUCGGACACUGGCGUAUGAAGAUGUCCUCGCAAAUCUGGACAAGAAGGGGAUUUCUAUUAGAAUCGCGUCGCCCAAGCUCGUCAUGGAGGAGGCGCCCGAGGCCUAUAAAGACGUGACGAGCGUCGUCGACACGUGCCACGACGCGGGCAUCUCGAACAAAGUGGUCAAGCUGCGGCCGGUCGCCGUGAUUAAGGGGUAAGGGGGUUUCUGCUUUUGUGAUUUCGUUGUUCCUAAGCGCGUCGCGGCUAUCGCUGGGUCCCUCCGGGAAACUGGCCGCCGGGAUCUCACUGAUUCUCAGAUUAAUAAGCACGCGCCGUGGAGCUAGGCCGCCUGAAAGUAAAAGUCGGUAUCAAA
Pelagomonas calceolata is the source of this 2149-nucleotide messenger RNA. Lineage: Eukaryota; Pelagophyceae; Pelagomonadales; Pelagomonadaceae. The record is from the annotation of a GenBank genome assembly.